GCGUUCGAUCGAUCGCCUUCUAGGGUUUCCUCGACUCACCUCCUCCCCUCUCCCUCUUCCUCUUCCUCUUCCUCUUGGCCAUCCGCCGUCUCUGCGCGGCGCUCUAUCCUCAAUCACACACACGAGUAAACAACAUCCAUUCCCCUUCGAUCUCUUCGCUCGCGGAUCCACCACCAUCACCACCACCACUCAUGUCGGAUCGCUGGGAUCCACCACAAUCGAGGGUGGACUGGGUUCCCCCACCAUCCGAAAUUGAGGUUCCAACAUCAAGACCAUCCAAGGAUGCGGUUCGGGCAUUCAUCAUGUCUCCAUCGGGGGAUUCAUCAGCAGCAACACCAAAACCAUCCGAGCUCGCGAUUUCUACAUCAAGCCCACCACAACCACCCAAGGUUGUGGUACCAGUGUUGAUUAACUGCCACGUGAAUGUCAUCGAUGAAGUAGAGGAGAUCAUCGAAGAGACAGGAGGCCUGACGCUGUGUCAGAGCAUAGCCUCCAUCCUCGAGCACCUCCCGCCGUGCAGCAGCAGAAUCGAGAGAGAAGACCAAGAAGAGAGGGCCACCGAAGAAGAGAUCAACCGUUAUUGUGCGGAGGUCGAGGCACCGGCGUUCGCGGUCCUGCGCGAGCGCAAAGCCUCCCGUCCCAGUGCGUGGCGCAAGGAGCCGGUGACAUUCACUCGCGCAGACGCUGGCUACUACCGUGAGGUACUGGAAGGCAUCGAUCUUCAUCUUCCUCAGCUCGCAGCUGCCCCCGCCGUAAAUUCAUUGACGCUUCGUAUAUCUUGGCCGCCGGAACAUGAAAUGCGGUGUUACCCAUGCUCCUGCUUCCUGUCAAGCUCUCACGAGAACUUUCUCGCUCUCUACUUGGGCGCCUACCGACCCAGCCUUUCUCGUCCAGGGUGUUACCUGGUGUUGGACACCUGGGCAAAGUCUGUUGCGGUCAUACCGAGUCUGCCCAUCGGCUGGGUCACUAGUGAAUCCCACUGCAACACUGGGACGGCUGGGGUUGCCAUCCUACGCCAUGAUCUUGGCCGCAACAAGUACCUCCUCGCCGAGCUCUACCUUCACCGGGACGAUAAGAGCCACCUAGCCUCAAAUAAGGCAUCCCUUUUUCUGUGGUGUUCAUCCGGCUCUGGACCAUUUGCUGACCAUUGGAUACAGAAGGAGGUGGUGCUCCCCAUCCCUGCGGAUGAAGACGGUGAAGACACAGAGCAGCAUACAUACUCCUUCCAAGCUGACAUGGUGUUUGCCAUUUCAAGCUCUGCUCUCUGCUGGGUUGAUCUUCUGUCAGGUAUCCUGGUCUGUGAUAACAUCAGGAGGUUCGUUACUGGAAGCAAAGGUGAUGACUUGGUGUUCACUUUCAUCCCAUUGCCUGAGGAAUGUGCCCUCAAACCUGACCCUCUGUUUCGUUGGGGGCGGGCACCAGAGGGGUACCGUUCAAUGUGUUGUAUGAGCUCUGACAGCAUCAGAUUCGUCUCUAUGGAUAACCAUAGCCAUGAACACUCUAUCAGUGAGGUGAUCCUCAGGACGUGGACUCUUACAUUCCCCCUAAGGAACAAAUUGAGGAACAACUGGAAGUGGGAGAAAGACUCAGCCUUGUGCAUGGAAAACCUCUUUGAUACCUUUCCUAUCUUGAAGAAGGACAGUAAGCUGCAGCAGCUCGUGCUCAGUCGCCCUAUCAUUUAUGGUUUAACUCAUGCUGUCCACCUCUCUGUUACUGACCUUGAAUACAUGCUUGAGCAUCAGCAUUGGAAAGUUUCAGCAUUUUAUGAGCUCCAAAUCGACAUGGACAUGCAAAUGGUCUCAUCUGUGUUCAAGUUACCCUCUGGAAGUCCUAUUGUUCCUCCCUCACAUAUAUUUGCUUCUGCAGUUGGCCACUACAUGAACUCAACUGAGUUGCAUCCAGCAAAGUCAACUGCUUGCGAAGUACAGGCUGCUGAGACAGAAGGGGUUCUUGAUUCAAUGAGAAAAAAAGUUGCAAAUUUCUCAACUGCUUUUGGAGUACAGGCUGCUGAGGGAGAAGAGGCCGAUGAGUCGAUGGGAAAAGUAUCUGCAAAGAAGUGCUAUGACCUACCUGAGGGAAAGUAUCCGCCAGAAUUUAUUGCAACGCAUAUGAGAUUGAAGCAGCAGCAUGAGAAGGAGGAGUGUAGGAAGAAGUAUAUUUUGCAGCGGGAUGAGAGGAAGAAGAUGAUGAGUAAAGAAAGGAAGAAGGGUAGACUAAGUUCAAAGGGUGGACUAAGUUCAAAGGAAGGAGCUUUAUCUGUGACUACUACUAAGGCAAGCACCCAGUAGACAUUAGAUUGGCAGCCAUGAAUGGAUAUUAUUGUUACUGCUAUGUAAUCAGCCAGUAGACCUUUGAUUGGCAGGCAUCAAAUGGAUAUUAUCGUGACUACCAUGUAUUCACCCAGUAAACCUUUGACUGGCAAACUUUUGGCCAGUAGACCAUGCUAUCAGUUGUAUACCUUACCGCGCUCUGGCUAAUGUGGGGAAGGAAAACAUUUGAUCUCCUGCGGUCCUGCCCUUCCUGGAGGCAUAUAUUUAAGGU
Messenger RNA from Sorghum bicolor (sorghum), 2541 nucleotides. RefSeq lists its product as uncharacterized. Lineage: Eukaryota; Viridiplantae; Streptophyta; Magnoliopsida; Poales; Poaceae. The record is from RefSeq and is a predicted model, not a curated record. The transcript has 2 exons. Bases 192 to 2288 code for a protein of 698 amino acids.